This is a messenger RNA of Microdochium trichocladiopsis, 3306 nucleotides long. RefSeq lists its product as uncharacterized. The transcript is spliced from 2 exons. The record is from RefSeq and is a predicted model, not a curated record. Gene Ontology annotation, molecular function: SUMO-specific endopeptidase activity. Gene Ontology annotation, cellular component: nucleus; cytoplasm. Gene Ontology annotation, biological process: protein desumoylation. Lineage: Eukaryota; Fungi; Ascomycota; Sordariomycetes; Xylariales; Microdochiaceae. Bases 1 to 3306 code for a protein of 1101 amino acids.
AUGGGCAACAUCAGAGACUUAUUCAGCAACCUGGGUUCGAUCAGACCGAUCAACCUGCUUAGCAGGGCUGCCGAUACGCCACGGCGCAACAGCUCGACAAUCAAGGAUUUGUCGUCGCCCCAGCCGGGCGCGCCUAGCCAAACCCACACCAGCGCCUAUUUCGCUCUGCCGCAGUCACAGUCAGAAACGUCUGCAGCGACUCCUCUCUCCCGCAAGAGAUCUUUCGACACCGCCACGGUCGUUAGCGACGGCUCGCAAUCUCAAAGGACGCAUAAAUCAGGCUCCCGUUCUCUAAAUGCCAACAACGUGCCUGAGCUUCGCAAUCUACCCGGAUAUGGACGGCAGUCUAGAUCAAAGAAGAGACCUCGUUAUGGCUAUAGCUCGUCACCGCAGGGACUCGAGCAGGACCCAAUCGCCAUCGAGGAUGGCUUGGAGGACGAGGUCCAGCUGGUGCCGUCCCAAGACCACCAGGGACCCAUGGACCCGAUAGCUCUGGAUCGGAUAGGAAAGAGGUUCCGAGAACGGAUGUCACCACGCCAGAACAAGGUGGAUCUGACCCGACAGAUGUCGGACGCGUCCCCAACUAGGGAAAGGCACAACCGUUUCAGCCCCGACCCGCUCGCGCACACCGACGAAGACUUCAAGAUGGGUGCUAAGCGACGAGCUGCCACUACCCAAGCUCCGAUGCGUGGUGAUAUUCGUCCACAAAAGUUCGUCAGUCACACCAAAGGUCACGCUGGGGCACUGAGAUCGCAGAAUCCAUCCACUGCUACAGCUUCGGCAUUAGAGGCUUCGAAACGCAUAAUCGGAGAGGGCCUGCAGCUUCGCCGAGCGGUUUCUGGCGAUCAAAUGUACGAUGAUGCUACUGAGCCCGACGAUCAACACCUGAUCCUUAGCCUGAGCAGCCUGAGCUCCAUUCUCCACCCGAAAAAUGAGGACGGCGGCGACCUGGAUCAAUAUGGAUGGUGUACCAUCAAUCUUGGGAAGGCAUCACGAAUCCACAGAACUAAGGAUGAGAACGAUUCUCAGUUUGUGUGCAUUGCCAGGAGCAGCGAUGCCGCGUCCUCUUCUGCAGGCCUAAUCACACUCGAGUUUGCAUCGUCAGAACAUCACGUGGCUUUCUUGAAGUGGUGCGAACAAUACCGUUUGCAGCACUCUAACCAGCUUAGCAAUGUGAUCGUGUCGAGGCAGAAGCUCGAGGGCACAUUCAGCCACAAUUGGGCCGAGGCAGAGAAAUUCAAGCUUGCUCGGGCUUCCACGAAACGUGGCCGCAGCCCAGAUGAUCUCAAGGUCAUUGAGCACAACAUGGCCAAGCGGAACGCGAUAUCGACGAGAGCAACCGCAGCAGAAGUAGAGAAGAGACCAAAGAUGAGAGAUGCGAUGUCGGUUGAUGCAUUACCAGCCAAGUCAAGCGAUGCGUACGCAGUCCUAGCUGAAUCGCCACCAUGGACAAAGCGUGUGAACAGAACCACGAGAUCAACAUUCGUCCCAAGGGACCUGUCACCCACGCCACCAAGUGCUCCAUCGUGGACGUCGCAAAACCCUGCCUGGUCUGAGCGGUGGCGCAACUCCGUUGUCUACCCAGCGACUGGCAAGAAUCGUGCGGUCGUCGACAAAGCUGAUAUAGAGCGGUUGAAUGAGGGCGAGUUUCUGAACGACAACCUCAUCAUCUUCUAUCUACGAUAUCUUCAACACAACCUCGAGCUUCAGAGAAAAGACCUCGCUGAACGGAUCUACUUCCACAACACAUUCUUUUUUGAGCGGCUGAAACCCACUAAGAGUGGCGCGGGCAUCAACUAUGAAAACGUCAAAGGGUGGACCAACAAGGUAGACCUUUUCAGCAAGGACUUUAUCGUCGUGCCUAUCAAUGAGUACGCUCACUGGUAUGUUGCCAUCAUCUGCAACGCCCCGAAACUCGUCGAGCCAGCAACCCAAGAGCUGGACGGAGCCGAGAAGGUGGAAGGAGAUGGCAAGGAAUUAUCCGAAGUGCGUCCAGAAGAGACCGAAUGCAGCAAAAAUGACCGGUCUUCCAUCGAGAGAGUCGUCUCAGAUGUUGUGGAUGACGGUGAGGCAGAGCUUGCAGCAAAUCUGAGCCGGAUUCAAGUGAGAAGUCCCGAGACAACACCAGCCACCACGGAGGCGUCGAUGAAAGAAUCGUCACUGCUCAAGAGCCCUGCACGACGGAAGAAGUCAAGCAAACGACAGAGCAUCGGGCGCCGCUACGACCCCACGAUGCCGCGGAUCAUUACUCUGGAUUCUCUGGCCUCUCCCCAUUCCCCGGCAUGCGGCUGGUUGAAGCAGUAUCUCAUUGCAGAGCUGAAGGAUAAGAAGAAGAUCGAGGUUGCCGAUCCUGGCUCACUAGGGAUGACAGCACGCGAUCUCCCUACGCAACAAAACCAUUGUGACUGCGGCCUCUAUCUCCUCGGGUACAUUCAAGAAUUUCUGGAGGACCCGGACAAGUUUGUGCGCAGUAUCAUGCAACAUGAAUAUAUCGAUUGGAAGCUCGAUCCGUCCGCCCUUCGGCAUGAUAUCCGAAACCUGCUAUUUGAUUUGCAGGGAGAGCAGCAGAAGCAGGAAGAUGCGGCGGCGGAAGAGCGCAAGAACAGGAAGCGAGGAGCUUUAAAAGCUAAACCACAACACACCGACGAGAUAGGCAAGACAAAGAAAGACGAGGAGAAAGCGGUGGAACCCGUUCUUGACAGUCCCGACCCUCCCCAAAGGCCAAAUUCAUCGGCUGAGCCAGGUCCGGCGCCAGCAGCUGAAACCGUUGACGCCUCGCUGCUAUCGCGUCCUACGGGGGAAGACUUCCAGGGCCCCGGUAGAGCAGAUGGUUUCCUGGUAGACGAGCGAUUGGGCACGGAUCCGCAGGAGUCGAUCGAGGAGAUUCCCAACACACCAGGUAUGAACGAGCGAAGACUCGGUCACGAACUCACCGACAAAGUUGUGGAUAUUGGGCAGUCUUUCGUUCCGUUGCUGCCAGACUCGUCAGAAGAGGACCCUUCACCACCUUCCAAAGAGCAAUCAUCAGCACGCGACGAGACCGAUGAACGUCAUGCUGCUGCCAGUGCUGUGGGAGAGGCUACUUCACAAGCCGAUGAGAAUGAAGAAGCCAUCUUACCAUCUGUCGAAACGAACUCUGCGAGGCCAAGCCCCGAGCUUCACUGUGAGAGGGGAUCGGGUGAGCAAUCGAGGAAACUGAGCCGCCAUUUUGCGGGUAAAAGGCCUGGCGAUCAGCGAGGACGCGCCAAGGUCCGGCAGGCUCAAGUCGAAGAGCAGAAGUCGGUCAUUAGUCUCGACUCGGAUUAG